CUGUCUUAGACUGAAGCAGCGCACGACAUGUCACACCUCUUUACUUUACCUCUGCUUAUACUGUCAGUUUGCCUAACUUCGUGCCUAAAGAGGACUAAAACAUGGGUAAACAACACCAUCAUCCAAACCUGGUCUUCGUAUUAAUCGAAUAUAUUUUGCUUGAUUUUAUAUGAUAUAUCGCUUUCAUAACCUCAUGAAAUGAUUUACAUUUUAUUUUGGAUAAGUAAUAAAAAAAAAAACGUUAUUGAAUAAUGACUUCGUUUUGGAACUAAUAGAUUGUUUUAAUGGAGCUCUCGAGGCUAUUUUAAAUGUAAAGUCUAUGUCUGAAAGGAAUUACUCCUCCAAGUGAAGUGUACAGAACUAAACCAUGGAAAAUGUUACUUCAAAUCCAGAUAACCAGACGCUUGGUCCAUGGACUGAUUAUAGCAUGGAAUACAAAGUGGUCAGCAUAUUUUUUGUGAUCCUCAUCUGUGGGAUAGGAAUAGUUGGAAACGUUAUGGUGAUUCUAGUUGUUCUUACAACCAAACACAUGCGGACACCCACCAACUGUUACCUGGUGAGUUUGGCGGUGGCCGACCUGAUGGUUCUGACUGCGGCGGGACUGCCGAAUAUUACAGAGAGUUUGUAUGGAGGAGGCUGGGUGUACGGAUACGUCGGGUGCCUUAGCAUAACUUAUUUCCAGUACUUGGGCAUCAACGCGUCUUCAUGCUCCAUCUCCGCUUUCACCAUUGAGCGGUACAUAGCCAUCUGCCACCCCAUAAAAGCGCAGUUUAUGUGCACUCUGUCAAGAGCAAAGAAAAUCAUAGUGGUCGUUUGGGCUUUUACCUCGCUCUACUGCGCCUUGUGGUUUUAUCUGUCUGACACGAAAGAGUUGAUUUACGACAAUAUUACCUUGGUCUCAUGCGAAUACAAAGUGUCAAGAAAUCUUUACCUGCCAAUCUACUUCACUGACUUUGCCGUGUUCUAUGUGGUGCCUCUCAUGCUAGCCACUGUUCUGUAUGGAUUCAUCGCUAGAAUUCUUUUCCUCAACCCAUUGCCGGCAGACCCCAAGGAAAAUACAAAAAAGUGGAAAAAAGAAUCAUGCCAAGGAAAUAGGAUGAUGAGCACCAACAAUUCAUCCUGUAGCACAACUGCCCGCUCUCGCAGGCAGGUGACUAAGAUGUUAGCUGUGGUGGUGGUACUCUUCGCCCUCCUCUGGAUGCCCUACCGGACGCUGGUGGUGGUAAACUCCUUCCUGGACAAGGCUUACCUGGACCACUGGUUCCUACUCUUCUGCCGCAUCUGCAUCUACCUGAACAGUGCCGUCAACCCGGUCAUCUACAACGCCAUGUCUCAGAAAUUCCGCACCUCCUUCAAGAAGUUGUGUCACUGCGGUCCGCAGCGAUUGGAGAAGCCGGCGUCUUACAGCGCGGCCCUGACCUACAGCGUCAUCAAGGACACAACCAAUGGAGAGAGCCCUGACCACUUUACUACCGAGAUGGACGAGUUGGCCACGCCCACACCCAGUGACCAGUUCCUGCCCAGCAUCAAGAGGAUGUCAUUCGAGGACCCCUCACUGUCAUGCAGGGUUGCCCUUAGCACUCCCUGACAGAAAAAGUAAAUCCAUUCAGGCUCUAGUUUGUGAAUUCUAUUCUAUAAUUCAGUUUCUGCAGAGGAAUUGCUCUAAUAUUUCAGCAGUACAAAGGCAAACAUUAAAUACCAAAAAUGUGUUGUUAAUAGAGGAAGGAAUGCUUAAUUUCUUUAUCUAGCAUGGUGAAAAUAUAUUCUCCCCUCUCUGUAGCCAUCUUAGCACAAAGCACCCAAUUAUAGGCAUUGUUUAAAUCAGUCUUAAACAUUGUGUGACACACAGAUUUAAUUUGCCAGGUAAUACUGCUUUCACUGCUUUCACAUACUGAGCGACAGUUUCCAUCUCUGUAGAGUGGAAAAAAGGGAAAGAUAUUAUCCCUCUUUUUUUUAUCUGGGGAAGUCUAGGCCAGGUACUCAGU
Molecule: messenger RNA, 1985 nt
Organism: Oncorhynchus tshawytscha (Chinook salmon)
Lineage: Eukaryota; Metazoa; Chordata; Actinopteri; Salmoniformes; Salmonidae
Product: thyrotropin-releasing hormone receptor-like
Exons: 2
Coding region: 368-1588 (406 amino acids)
Biological process (GO): phospholipase C-activating G protein-coupled receptor signaling pathway
Cellular component (GO): membrane
Molecular function (GO): thyrotropin-releasing hormone receptor activity
Source: RefSeq, a predicted model, not a curated record